This is a messenger RNA of Paramecium sonneborni, 622 nucleotides long. NCBI's taxonomy places the organism in Eukaryota, Ciliophora, Oligohymenophorea, Peniculida, Parameciidae. The record is from the annotation of a GenBank genome assembly.
AUGAAACUAAUGAAGUUUGAUAAAUAUGAUAAGCCUAUCCUUUAAUCUCAACAUGAAAUCAAAUUUGCAACUAAUAUUGUCAGAACUCCAAAGUCCAGUUAAUCUUAAACAUUAAUUACAUUGAAAUCAUCACCCAGUAAUUCAAAAAAAAGUAGUUUUCAUAGAUAAUCUACUCAUUUAAUUCAUCAUAAGAGUUAAUUUUCUUAAUCAUACAAAUCAACAAAUCAAAUACUUUCAUAAUAAAAUACAAUUUCAACUAUUUAAGAAUGCAUUUCAAUUAUUUCUGACUUAAAAUAAACUUCCUUUUUAUUAUUUCCUAAUAAAAAAUUAAGUUAAUAAACAUAAGAAAAAAUGGAUUAGAUUGCUAGUAUUAUUGAUUAAAUGGUACCAUAAGAUAAUCUAGAAGAAAAAAAAAGAUUAAAAAAUUAGAAUUAAGAGAAAAUAUAAUAAAUGAUGAAGCUCCUCAUGUAAGAAAAACAAUAAAAAUAUUAAGCAAUUAAAUCUGGUGAAAGUUUGAUCAAACAAUAAAAAGAAUAAAUUUCAUCCUUAGUAAAUAUAAAAUAAAUAUAUUUUUUAGAAAACCAGAAUAUCUUUACAUUUACCAAGUCUUGAUGAUAUAUGA